AAAACGUCAGCACGUAAAACUGACGCACGUCGUCCCACUGUAGUGAAGUGCUUCCGCCAAGAUGGUUGUCGGUGCCUUCCCGAUUGCCAAGCUCCUCUACCUGGGAGUGCGGCAGAUGAGCAAGCCUGUGGCGAACAGGAUAAAAGCUGGAGCCAAGAGAAGCCCGUUUUUUAGGACCUAUGUCUGCCUGCCGCCGGCGCAGCUUUAUCACUGGAUCGAGAUGAGAACGAAGAUGCAUAUCAUGGGCUUUCGGGGUUUGGCCAUUAAACCGCUGAAUGAAGAGGCGGCUGCAGAGCUGGGCGCGGAGUUGCUGGGCGAGGCGAUCAUCUUCCUCAUUGGUGGCGGAUGUAUGGUGCUCGAAUACAGCAGGCAGGCUGCAAACUCUCGCCGCAAGGAGGAGGAGCUGAACGAGACCAUCACAAGCUUACAGACUCAAAUAGGAGAAUUAGCGCUUACAACAGAGACUUUAGACGCUCAGCUGAGGGAGAUGAACAGGCAACUGCUCUCCAUCCCUGUUCCCACCAAAUAGUGACUGAGUCACGUCUUUUCUGGACAGAGUGGCGUAUCGCUGGUGUGUGUGCACUGAUGCAGACUACAGUCUGUUAACUGCCCUACUUCACACACUGCCUGUGCCACAGAGUCUCAUGGAGGAUGACGCAUAUCAGUGCAUUGUGGAUCCGGGUCCUAUUAUUUGCUCAUAUUUUGAGCAACAAGUUUGUAAAGUGAGGUCACUAUGACAUUCAUAGUGCAUUUCUGUGGUGGAUCUUGCAUGUUUAUUACAAAGAUUGACUGUAACACAUCAAGGUUAACUUUGAAGAUAGUACAUUUUGUAACAUCCCCAUCUCUUUAUAAUUCAAGCAUUGCCAUAAAUCGUCACCAUGGAAAUGCACAUUAUUUUGGUUUGUUAAUUUUCAGAUGUGGUUGACGUUUGAUUCUGUAUUACCUUUAAA
Molecule: messenger RNA, 950 nt
Organism: Salarias fasciatus (jewelled blenny)
Lineage: Eukaryota; Metazoa; Chordata; Actinopteri; Blenniiformes; Blenniidae
Gene: opa3
Product: outer mitochondrial membrane lipid metabolism regulator OPA3
Exons: 2
Coding region: 62-529 (155 amino acids)
Biological process (GO): regulation of lipid metabolic process
Cellular component (GO): mitochondrion
Source: RefSeq, a predicted model, not a curated record